Molecule: messenger RNA, 2234 nt
Organism: Dama dama (fallow deer)
Lineage: Eukaryota; Metazoa; Chordata; Mammalia; Artiodactyla; Cervidae
Gene: FANK1
Product: fibronectin type III and ankyrin repeat domains 1
Exons: 11
Coding region: 1-1029 (342 amino acids)
Biological process (GO): regulation of apoptotic process
Cellular component (GO): nucleus
Molecular function (GO): protein binding
Source: RefSeq, a predicted model, not a curated record
AUGGAAAUCACAUCAUCCUCAAAGCCUCAUCCGCCUGUUGUGGGCAAAGUGACUCAUCACAGCAUUGAAUUAUACUGGGAUCUGGAGAAGAAAGCAAAGCGGCAGGGGCCCCAGGAGCAAUGGUUCAGGUUUUCUAUCGAAGAAGAGGACCCCAAACUGCACACUUAUGGUAUCAUUUAUACGGGCUACGCGACCCAGCACGUGGUGGACGGCCUGGCGCCGCGGACCCUGUACCGAUUCCGGCUGAAGGUCACCAGCCCCUCCGGAGAGUGUGCCUACAGCCCGGUGGUCUCCGUGUCCACGACCCGAGAACCCAUAAGUAGCGAACACUUGCACAGAGCUGUCAACGUGAACGAUGAAGAUCUGUUGGUGCACAUACUGCAAGGAGGCAACGUGAAGGUUGAUGUUCCCAAUAAAUUUGGCUUUACUGCCCUGAUGGUCGCUGCCCAGAGAGGAUACACCAGGCUUGUGAAAAUCCUCAUUUCUCAUGGCACAGAUGUGAAUUUGCAAAAUGGAAGUGGCAAGGACAGUCUGAUGCUCGCAUGCUAUGCGGGACACCUGGAUGUUGUGAAGUAUCUCCGAAGACACGGUGCUUCCUGGGACACCAGAGACCUGGGAGGCUGCACAGCUCUGCACUGGGCUGCAGACGGAGGCCACUGCGACGUGAUCGAGUGGAUGAUAGGCGACGGCUGUGAGGUGGACGUCGUGGACGCUGGCUCCAGGUGGACCCCACUCAUGAGAGUCUCUGCAGUCUCGGGGAACCGGGAGGUUGCCUCUCUGCUGAUCGACGCAGGUGCAGACGUGAAUGUGAAGGACAAAGACGGGAAGACCCCUCUCAUGGUGGCUGUGCUGAAUAACCACGAAGAAUUAGUCCAGUUACUUCUUGACAGAGGGGCAGAUGCAAGUGUGAAAAAUGAGUUUGGCAAAGGCGUCCUCGAGAUGGCCAGAGUUUUCGACAGACAGAAUGUCCUCUCCCUGUUAGAAGAAAGGAAAAAAAAGCAAAUGCCCAAGAAGUCAUCUAUUCGCUGACCAGGGCGCCUCUUACUUCCCUCUCAAAGCCGAGUGAAGCAAAGCAAAGCGGGACUUGAACUGGAGAGAAGGAAUUCUGCGUCUCUGAGGGCUACACAUUUGGUUACUUAUUUAAUUGAAGAGUCACAGUGACUUUUGUAACAUACAACUGUUCCCACUUUGAAAUACACCUUUUUACCUAAACGUGCAUGGCGGUGGUGUUUUCACUGGGCGUCUGCAGGAUGAGGAUGUUCUCCUGAACUUGAAGUUACACGUGAAACAAAAUAUUUAGGUCCUGGAGAUGGAGAUGCACAACCGGUCUCCCUCUUCCCGCCCCCGGCCUCCAAGCUGUCUGUCCUCCGAGCCACCCCGGGAGCCGGUGGAGAUUCCCACCCCUGUGUGUUUUCAGUUCUGUCCUUCCCUCCCCACCUAAGGCCUUGCAGCCGUGUUGCCAGGUGGUGCUCCCUCCUGGAGGGACGCUCCUCCAGAAAGCCCAGGAGGCCACGAGCAGAGUUUUCUGCUCAGCUGUUGGCCUCACAUCAAAGCACGAGAUACAUAUUUCAAGACUCCGCUUCUGCUGUUAGAGGAGGCUUUUUCGAACAGCCUGGUCUGAGGACGUGUUUGCAUAGACUCAGGCCCUGACAAUGAAAGACCUGGCCUGCCGGCCUGCUGACAGCUUUGCCAAAGAGGAGUUUUAUUUCAUUGAGUCCUCAGAGCAGAAAGGGUUUUGAUGGUGAUCGCUCAGAUCCGAGACAACAGGAAUGGACAGGUCUGCUGCCUGGGGGCUCAGACACAAACGUGUUGGUGCUUGAACUCGGCGGAUACACUUAAAAUCAGCAAAGAAGGGAGCUAGCUGACCACAUGCCUUUUGUGUCUCCAGAAAGACGAGCUGGUUAACUCGGUCCCGAGAGAAGAUGGGCUACAGAGGUCUGCCCAGGACAGGAAUCUUCUCUGCAGGGAAAGACCAACUCACAGGUAAUAAAAGUGCCGAAACUUUGGGGGAAGGGCAUGGGGCAAAAACGCACAAUCAGUUUUAUUGAUGUUGGCAGUUCUCCGCUUUGUUCCAUACUGCUCAUAGAAUGGGCUUCCCUGGUGGCUCAGUGGUAAAGAAUCUGCCCGCAGUGUAGGAGAGGCAGGUCCGAUCCCUGGGUCGGGAAGAUCCCCUGGAGGAGGGCAUGGCAACGCGCUCCAGAGUCCUUGUCUGAAGAAUCCCAUGAACCAUGGGU